CUCGACGCGGAACUGUCCCUGUGUCCCUCCGCGGGCCCUGGAUGUAUCCCUCCGCGGGCCCUGGAUGUGUCCCUCCGCGGGCCCCGGAUGUGUCCGCUGCGGCCUCUCCGGCUCUCUUUGUCCGCAGAAAAAAAGCACCGAGAUGCGCGCGUGUGUGCACCUGCUGCGGGUGACGGUCCACGAGCGGAUCCUCGCGGCCGCCGAAGACUUUCUGCUGCGGCUGGAGAAAGGAGCAGCAGCAGCAGCAGAAGAAGAAGAAGCGUCAGACAGGCCGCGGCUGAGAGCGCUGCUCACCGAGCGGCUCUCGGCGGCCGCGGAGGAGAUCAUCGCCCUGCUGGAGGAGACCGUGGCGGGGUACGAAGACAGAGCUGAGCGCUCCGAGCAGGAGAUCUCCCGCCAGAGGAGGCUGCUCGAGGCCGUGCUGGAGCCGGAGGUCCGGCUGCACAGAGCGGAGUUUCUGCAGAAGAAGAGAGGACCCCCAGAGUCUCUGCAGAAGAAGAGAGGACCCCCAGAGUCUCGUGUCAGCGCUGAAGAAAACGCGUCUGAAGCCCAACGUGUCGACAACGAAGCCUCCUGCCCGGCAACGCCUGCCUCCUCCUCCCCCCACCCCCCCCCCGCUGACUCUCCCCCCGCCUCCCCGAGCAGCGACAGUGACCACGACGACGAUGACUGGACCAAUCAGAGCCGGGCUGCCACGCCUCAUAAGAGGAGGAAGAGAGGACGCCCGCCGCUCGCCGUCACACGGGACAAACAGUUUCUGCAGAAGAAGAGAGGACGCCCGCCGCUCGCCGUCACACGGGACCAUCUGAACAAGCGUAGACGACCGGCAUCGCCGCCGCAGAGCUUCAGCUGCCACGUGUGUCAGCGCUCGCUGCCGGGGAAAGGCUUCCUGCUGCGACACGUCCUGCAGGCCUGCGCCGGGGACGCGGCCGGCGCCCGCUGCGGCUUCUGCGGCGAGCUUCUGAGCUCGCCGACCGAACUGCCGGCUCACCUGCAGACGCACCGCGACGGCUGCCGAACCUGCCCGUUCUGCGGCAAGCGCUUCGGCUCCAUCCUGGCGCGGGAGCUCCACGAGCGCCGGCACACGGGAGAGAAACCCUACAGCUGCGACGUCUGCGGGAGGACUUUCAGCCAGAAGGGAAACCUGGCGUCGCACGCCCGCGUGCACGCCGCCGAGAAGCCGUUCACGUGCACGGAGUGCGGCCGCGGCUUCUGCCACCGCACGUCGCUGGAGCGCCACGCGGAAGCACGCGGCGGCGGCGUUGCCCACUCGCGGCGUGGGGAGGUUCGGUCAACGCGCCCGCGGCGGAGACAACGCGGUACGCAUCAGCAGGAGGGCGCCGGCACGACCACGGGCGCCACCGCCGCCGCGCCGCAGAGACUCCGGCGCUGCAGAGUCUGCGGCGACGCCUACAGGACGAGGAGCGCCCUGCUGAAACACGCCGAGACACACCUACAGGACGCCGAGGCCGGUCUCCUCUGCGGUCUCUGUGGUCAUCAGUACGACUCGGCCGCGGCCCUCUCCUCCCACCUCCUGUCCCACCACAGCGAGCUCGCCAACACGUGUCACGUGUGCGGUAAGAGCUUCCCGGCGGCCGCGGCGCUGCUGAUGCACCUGCGCGUCCACAGCGGCGAGAAGCCGUUCGGCUGCGGCGUCUGCGGCAAACGCUUCAACCAGAGCGGGAACCUGAAGACGCACGCCAAGAUCCACAGCGGCGAGAAGCCGUUCAGCUGCGGCGUCUGCGGGAAACGCUUCACGCAGAAACAGACGCUGCGCACGCACGAACGCUUCCACAACAAAGAGCGCCGCUUCCUGUGUCAGGUGUGCGGGAAGGGCUUCAUGCAGGAAGUGGACCUGAAGAGACACAUCCUGAUCCACACCGCGAGAAGUCAUGCCGCUCGCCGGCGGCAACGCUAG
Perca fluviatilis (European perch) is the source of this 1918-nucleotide messenger RNA. RefSeq names its product gastrula zinc finger protein XlCGF57.1-like. NCBI's taxonomy places the organism in Eukaryota, Metazoa, Chordata, Actinopteri, Perciformes, Percidae. Bases 65 to 1918 code for a protein of 617 amino acids. Gene Ontology annotation, molecular function: RNA polymerase II cis-regulatory region sequence-specific DNA binding; DNA-binding transcription factor activity, RNA polymerase II-specific. The transcript is spliced from 5 exons. The record is from RefSeq and is a predicted model, not a curated record. Gene Ontology annotation, biological process: regulation of DNA-templated transcription.